GUCAGAUUCAGGGUCCCUCCCUGACUCCCAGGUGAGCUAAAGAGUCAGACUUCAGCAGAUUUCUGUCAGACUGUCUCCGAGACACGCGUGGUUUCCUCUCUGGUUUCACUCUGUCAUCCAGAUGGUGUUCAGAUCGCCGCUCGACUUUUUCUCAGCCUCCCGGAUCCUGCUGCCACACUUCACGGAUGGGCCCCCUAUUCUGGCCCGCUCCCGCUCCCCGGAGGACCCUCCCUCUGCCUGUCCUUCCCUGGCUCUCCCGGGGUUGUGUUUCUCCGCGGCGCAGAUCGCCAGCGUCUGCGAGACUCUGGAGGAGACCGGAGACAUCGAGCGGCUGGCCCGGUUCCUCUGGUCACUCCCGGUGACCGCAAACGGCCGCGACUCCAUCUCUGAGCACGAGUCCGUGCAGCGGGCUCGCGCCGUGGUGGCUUACCACACCGGGAGUUUCCGCGAGCUUUAUCACAUCCUGGAGACGCACCGCUUUACGCGCGCCUCGCACGGUAAACUGCAGGCAAUGUGGCUGGAAGCGCACUACCGGGAGGCGGAGAAGCUCCGGGGGCGACCGCUCGGACCUGUUGAUAAGUACCGCGUGAGGAAGAAGUUCCCGUUACCGAGGACAAUCUGGGACGGUGAGCAGAAGACGCACUGCUUCAAAGAGCGCACACGGGGGCUGCUGAGAGAGUGGUAUCUGCAGGACCCGUACCCGAAUCCCGGGAAGAAGCGGGAGCUGGCGCACGCAACCGGACUCACACCGACUCAGGUUGGGAACUGGUUCAAAAACCGGAGACAGAGAGACCGGGCGGCAGCAGCAAAAAACAGGUUGCAGCACCACCGGAUGUGUCCAGACGGUGCGCGGUCACUAAGCGGAGGAGAGUGCAGUCCAGACGAAAGCGGGGAGCGCGCAGAUGGAGAAACUCUCCUCUCAGUAACGGACAGUGACUCUGACUUGGAUGUUUGAGACUUUACAAAAAUAUGACAUGGACCUUCAGGGGGCCUCAGUGGAUUACCGGAGAGAGGAGGAUGAUGUGUGCGAGGGAGGAAGAAAAAAGGCUGGUCAGGGUUGCAAUAAAUGUUCAGGGCAUAAAACAGCUUCACCCUAAAUGUUUCCUCAGCCCACCAAGCAGAUGAUGUUCCAGGUUACAUGAAGAUUUUUCUUUUGCUUCUUGAGAAUAUCAUUGAUUUGUGUCUUUCUUGUUGGUUUCCUUUUUUUUCAAAAAACAAAACAAAAACUACAUCACUGCCUGGACGGUGACGUUGCACAUGUGUGGACCCAGCUCGCACCAUCAAUCUAAUUAAACAGACAUCAAGCCGUGGACCCCUGUUGGACUUUAACCCUGCAGGGACCCCCACAUGGGAGGACCUUUACACACUGAAACCUGCCAGUGAGCUAAUCACUCUCAUUUUCUCUAAUUAUGUAUCAUUAUUUUUCUUUUUCAAUGAAACCAGUUGUUUCUUUAGAAGACCCUGAUGUCCGCUGCUGUAGACAAUCAAUACGCACUGAAGCCUAAAACCUCCCUUGUUUUGUUUUGUUCCUUUACCUUCACUUCUACUUUAUUUAAAGUUCACUGUGCAGUCUGUGUGU
Molecule: messenger RNA, 1579 nt
Organism: Epinephelus lanceolatus (giant grouper)
Lineage: Eukaryota; Metazoa; Chordata; Actinopteri; Perciformes; Serranidae
Gene: six3b
Product: SIX homeobox 3b
Biological process (GO): regulation of transcription by RNA polymerase II; eye development
Cellular component (GO): nucleus; transcription regulator complex
Molecular function (GO): DNA-binding transcription factor activity, RNA polymerase II-specific; RNA polymerase II cis-regulatory region sequence-specific DNA binding
Source: RefSeq, a predicted model, not a curated record